AUGAAAACGGUUUUUGAACUGUGCAAUGAAGAUAGUAAAGGCUAUUUAAGCAGAGAAGACUCUACAGUUGGUCUAAGAGAUAGAGGAUUUUUGCCUUUUGAAGACUUCAAGAGAGCUUUCAAUUCUGUUUCUUCUAAGUUAUCUGAAAAAGUCAUAUUUGAAGCCACCAGAGAAGUCGAUCAGGAUUCUGAUGGCUACAUCAGCUUCAAAGAGUUUGAAUCUGCAAUGAAGUAUGGACAAGAUGAAGUAUCACCAGUGUACUUUGCCUAA
This is a messenger RNA of Motacilla alba alba, 270 nucleotides long. It is a transcript of the gene EFCAB11, whose product is annotated as EF-hand calcium binding domain 11. The transcript has 5 exons. The record is from RefSeq and is a predicted model, not a curated record. The coding region runs from base 1 to 270 and encodes 89 amino acids. Gene Ontology annotation, molecular function: calcium ion binding. NCBI's taxonomy places the organism in Eukaryota, Metazoa, Chordata, Aves, Passeriformes, Motacillidae.